AAAAAUAAUAUGUUCGUGUUUAGUUGUCAUUGGUGCUAAUUUGCCACGUGCACGUCAGUGUUUCAACGUUUCGUUACUUGAAUACAAUAUUGCCGGUUCGCGUAUCGCUUUGAUGUAUCAAAGUUGUAAAGUACAUGGUAUUUCUGUAUUACAUUUAACGUUAUUUUUGUCGAUCCCGCAGGAACAUGUUUUACGGCAGAAGGUGACGCCAUGAAAAUUACAAAGUGUAUAAGUCUUCCACAUUAAUUAGUUUAUCUACGUAAAGUACUGUCAAAAUGAAUUUAAAAAACGUUAAGGACAGAUUGAAAGAUGAGACUUUAGAUCUUAGCUUGUGCGACCUGAAGGAAGUGCCUGUUCGAGAAAUCGCGACCAUUAAAAAAGCAACACAUUUGGAUUUAUCAAAUAAUCUAUUAACUUCUUUGCCUAAUAAUUUUGUCAAUCUUAAACAAAUAGUUAAGUUGGAUCUUAGUAGAAAUGCAUUGACAGAAAUUCCUGAAAAUUUUGGUGAAUUGAGGCAAUUGAAACAUUUGGAUCUUUAUGCAAAUCAGAUAAGCAGAUUACCACUCAGUUUAAGCGAGUUAAAAAAUUUAAGAUGGCUGGACUUAAAGGAAAAUCCUUUAACACCUGCAGUGGCAAGUGUAGCAGGACCUUGUAGUAAUUUAAGCGAAUGUCAAGCUUGUGCUAAAAAUAUUGUUACAUACUUAUCACGUGUGAAGCUUACUAUAGAAGAAGAAAAAUUACGAAGGUUAAAUGCAAUUGCAGAAGCAGAUGCAGCAGCAGCAAAAAAAGCAGCAAAGAAGAAAAAGAAGAAAGCAGAUAAAGAUAACAAACAAAAUUUAGAUAAAAAUGAAUCUAAUUCUUUGCUCAAGGUAUCAGAAGUCAAUGAAAACAAAGUAGAAACUUCUACAGUAACACAUCAGAAGAAAUGUACAAAUAAGAAAUUGGUUAAAGGAAAUACAUGUCGAACCUUAUUACGCACGAUUAUGUGGAUUUUCCUAUUUAGUUUAAUUCUUAUGCUGACAAUCUUGGUUCUUCCAUUGUACUCGAAACAAUCGGAAUUGUUUUUAAAUAAUUUAGAAACAAAGGCAGGUAUACCUCUGAAAGCAAUGCGACAACAUAGUACCGAUAUAUUUCAUUCUUUCUUGCGAAGUGCAUCUAAUAUCUACCAAGAUUUAUACUACGUUUACGAGAAGAACUUCAAUACGAACAAAAACAUUCCAAUAAAGGACUAAACCAUACUAAAA
Molecule: messenger RNA, 1244 nt
Organism: Megachile rotundata (alfalfa leafcutting bee)
Lineage: Eukaryota; Metazoa; Arthropoda; Insecta; Hymenoptera; Megachilidae
Product: leucine-rich repeat-containing protein 59
Cellular component (GO): cytoplasm
Molecular function (GO): protein binding
Source: RefSeq, a predicted model, not a curated record